UCGGUCUGCUGCUUGUGGGAGUGUGCACGACGUGGUACGAUUAUGGUCCGCCCACAGUCACACGAGCUUGCAGUAGCCUUCCUUGAAUGGAGAGUCUCGGAGAUCUGCUCCUUCGACGCCCUGCACUGAUAAGCACAACAAAAAUCCGACCCGACACUCCUUCUUGUCCUCCUCGCCUUACCCACCAAUCACUAAACCUCGCCCAUCCUCCCUCGUGCACAGCGACGUGAGCUCGCCAUACUUUGGAGACACUUGCAAUCGUUGGAUGUCACAUUCGUGAUCGUGAUCCUGGCCAGUCUUCGAUCACAACUCAACUCUCAACGAACGGGCACGCCAUGUCGCAGCCGAAAAGCGAUCAAAGCCAUCCUGGAAUGAUUGAUCCCAUCGACACGCGCUCCCCGGAGAAAGAUCAUGAUGAACCUGUCGAAGAGCUGUCUCCCGCUCGACCGGUGAAGUCAGACUCGUCCGACAAGGACCUCAAGAUAGUCAACUCGGACUUGAGCGCUCAGCCCCGCAGACACUCCAGGAGAGGCUCUGCGGCGUCACGGCGACACUCGACGGCGCUUGCCGCUUCUGAGACCUCACCUUCGAUUUGCGAGUCUUGCGGUGAAGACAAAAUCCAUGGUUGGAGAGACGUCGUCGAGGCUUGUAGUCUGUCAUGGCAUCAGCAACGAAAGCAUCUAUUCACCUCUUGGAUUCACGUCCCCUUGGGUGUUACAUUCCUGCUUGUUGUCGUCUGGGGCUUAAAGCUUGCCAUCGAUGUAGCACCCUUCAGAUUUCCGGCUGCAGUGUUGGCCGCCUUUGGCAUCUUCCUCUUACUUCUACUCCUCGAUUGGCUUUCAUCAGUGUUUCCUGGUAGGAGGCAACGAGAUGCAGAAGCGAUGUACGAGAAGUCGGACCGACCACAGAAGAAGCGCAAACGGUUCAUCGACCCCGUGCUCAUGCUCUUGGCGCCACCGUGCGACUUUUGCUUGCGUAUCAUGAGCGUGCUCUUCACUCCGUCUUUCAUCCUGAUCCCUGCCCGUGAGGUCAUCUCGGGCGGUGAGAUUGGUCGAAUCAUUGGAUGGUUCGCUGCGACUCAAGUGCUUGCUUUCCUUUUCCCAAUCUAUCUCAACAAGGGCAUCAACUGGGCCUUUACAAUCCCCAAACAGCUUCGAGAACGUCGCGAGAAGGCUCAACCGCCUCUGACAGACUUGCGCCGCUCCAGCACGGUCAAUGGUCGACGCAGCCGUAGAGGCAGCACCAUGAGUCAAAGCGGUUCUCUCGAUCACAGGAGCCGCCGCGGCAGUACUGCUACGAUAGCAGGUCUCGAAUUCGAAAAAGGCUACGCUUAUUCUGGUCAGCAACGUCUUGGCACCAUUGCAAGCGGACUUGCCGGAGUCACCGCCACAAUCACAGCACCGGUAGCUCACAUUGACAUGACGUUGGAGGAUGACGAGCAAGCGUACUACAACGCCGUUGCCAUCGAGCAAGCACGUCAACAAGGUGACCCUGCAGUCACUUCGCCUAAUCUAGCACCGCUAUCUUUUGGUAGCUUCGUGCCGCACUCCGACGUGAGCUACUUUAGCCAUGCUCGAAUGCCAGUCGAUCGCGAAGGUAGACCGCGUCACCACCAUCACGCCAUCACGGCGGAGCAGCGUCGCAACAGAUCCCGAAGUCGCGACGGGGCUCGCAGUCAAUCUAGACCAGCUACAGCGAGAAGCCUGACCGUCUCGCCUCGCGUGCCCAGUGGAGGCGGUUCGGUCGAGUACGGUCCGCCGUCAGUCGCCACCGUACAACGCUCUGCUACCGCGGUGGGCGCUCUCCCAGUCGCAAGCCCGGCUCCUUCAGAAGCCUAUCGCUUCCCGAGCACUCAAUUGUCGCCGGUGCAAACCACCAUUGCAUUCGACCAAGAUUUGCCAACAGCUGCUUCUCUCCGUGCGGCCGAGAAUGGCGCGAGAGCCAAAUCUAAUGCUCCAGCCGUCGAAGGUGUACGGGAACCGGAGCCCGCGAAAGUAGCAGCCACGUCUUCUGCCAGCUCAUCGCGCAGACCUUCGCUACUUGGCAACUUCAUUGCUCCCUUGAGCAUGUCGAGGAGAGAGUCCGCCACGAGCGGCCCCACCCCGGUUGCUACAUCAGCUUCCAGUCAAGCUUCCGCAAAGGACCGCGCUGAUCAAGCUGCAGUCGCUCCCAGCGCCUCCGCUCCUGCGCCAGAAGAUCAGCCUUCCGAAUACGGACCAGAUGCGAUCGAGCGCCUAGCGUCGUGGAUCAGUGACUUGAUCACUCCGAUCAUCUACUUCACCUUGAUCAUCAUAGGUCUGCCUCUCUUCUUCGUUCUCAAUUUUGCGCUGCCUCUGUAUCUUGGCAUCAAUCUGCUAGCUUUCAUUGGCGCCAUCACGAUCGUGCCGCCUAAGAUUCGAAGAUUCCUGCAUCCCAUCCUCAGUACAAGCAUCGUGACCGUGCUGUUGAUUUGGGCGCUUGGAGCCAUGAAGGGCUUGAGCAUCAAGCAGGCUCUUGCACUGUACAGCAAUGGCGCUAAGUACACCGUACUUUGGGACCCCACCGGCUACCAAGGCCCUGUGCCGGGAGCUGGUGACAUCCUCUUUAGCGUUCUCGACGCAGGUAUCGUCUCUCUUGCCAUCCCAAUGUACCGCUACCGCAAGGACCUGAAGCAGAACUUUUGGCGGAUGCUCAUCGCCUUGACGCCAUGCGCGGCCCUCUCGCUAUUCCUGUGGCCCUACAUCGCCUACUUGAUGGGUAUGAACGAGGUUCACGCACUCGCGUUCUCAGCGCGCUUCAUGUCUACUCCUCUCGCCAUCGAGCUGGCCAACAACAUAGGCGCAGACGAAAGCAUCACCAUCGUACUGGUUUGCGUGACUGGUAUCAUCUACGCCAUCGUCAAGGAGUACGUCUUCAAAUGGACCAAUGUCAAGGAUGACAUGACCGUCGGUGUUGCCAUGGGCUCGACGGCUGGUGCCAUCGGUGCAUCCAGCCUCAUUUCGAAACCGCGCCAACUUGCUCUUGCCAGUCUGUGCUUCAUCCUCUUCGGUGCCAUCAUGCUCAUCGCAACGGCGAUUCCGCCCGUCGUCGAUGCAGUGAGGAUGCUCGCGGCCGGCAACAACGUCAUUUGA
Ceraceosorus guamensis is the source of this 3110-nucleotide messenger RNA. RefSeq lists its product as hypothetical. The transcript is spliced from 4 exons. Lineage: Eukaryota; Fungi; Basidiomycota; Exobasidiomycetes; Ceraceosorales; Ceraceosoraceae. Bases 336 to 3110 code for a protein of 924 amino acids. The record is from RefSeq and is a predicted model, not a curated record.